This is a messenger RNA of Melozone crissalis (California towhee), 4073 nucleotides long. RefSeq names its product TATA element modulatory factor 1 (gene TMF1). Gene Ontology annotation, cellular component: endoplasmic reticulum; Golgi apparatus. Lineage: Eukaryota; Metazoa; Chordata; Aves; Passeriformes; Passerellidae. The transcript is spliced from 17 exons. The coding region runs from base 22 to 3342 and encodes 1106 amino acids. The record is from RefSeq and is a predicted model, not a curated record.
GGCGCUGCGGAGCCGCCGAGGAUGAGCUGGUUCAACGCCUCGCAGCUGUCCAGCUUCGCCAAGCAGGCGCUGUCGCAGGCGCAGAAGUCCAUCGACCGGGUGCUGGACAUCCAGGCCGAGGAGACCCCCUGGCCCGACGCCGUCAUCCCCGACUACGGUGACGGAACAAAUUCUCUCAUAAGUGGAGGAUGGGACACAUCAUCCUGGGGCUUGAACUCAACUGCAGAACCCCAGAACCAGCCAGUAUCACCCACAGCCAUCACAAAGCCCGUGAGGAGGACGGUUGUGGAUGAAUCUGAAAAUUUCUUCAGUGCCUUUCUCUCCCCAACAGACGUUCAGAGUAUACAGAAAAACCCAGUGGUGUCCAAGCCUCCAGCCAAAUCACAGCGACCCAAAGAGGAGGUGAAAAGCACUUUGAAGGAGUCUCAGCACUUCAGUCAGCUGGAAGGGCCAGUGGCAGCAGAGACAGAGGUCAAGGAUUCCUCUGGAGCUGUCCUGGACUUGAAAAGCCUUGAUAUUCCCAAGGAGAAAUUGGAAGAGAAUGCUGUGCUUCAGUCUGAUGGCCAGCAUGAAGCAAGCACAAAUGAAGCUACUGACAAAAAGGUGUCCGCUCUAAAUUUUGAAGAACCUGAAGAUUCUCCUACUGAAAAAUCCAGUGUGGGAGGGGAUGGAGCAGGGGGUGCACCUGAGGGCACUGCUCAGCCCCUUGGAGCAGGCACGAAAGACCUGGGUUUGGAGGGGAAGGAGAGAAAGACUGAGGACAGACAAAGCAAUACCCCAUCACCUCCCAUCAGCACCUUCUCCUCAGGCACUUCCACCACCAGUGAUAUUGAAGUUCUGGACCAUGAAAGUGUGAUAAGUGAGAGCUCAGUAAGCUCCAGACAAGAAGCUGCAGAUUCCAAAUCCAGCCUUCACCUCAUGCAGACGUCGUUCCAGCUCCUGUCCACGUCUGCCUGCGCGGAUUAUAAUCGCUUAGAGGACUUCCAGAAAAUGACUGAGAGCUGUGGCUCCUCGGAUGCCUUUGAAAGAAUUGAUUCAUUCAGUGUGCAGUCCUUGGACAGCAGGAGUGUCAGUGAAAUAAAUUCAGAUGAUGAGUUAUCAGGCAGGGCUUCUGCUUCGGCGUCUGUCGCUGUCAGUCCUUCCGUGCCAAAGGCAGAAACGGUUGACGCCCUGAAAAAUAAAUCUGAGAACUUGAAUGAUGCUCCUGUGCUGCAUGCUGAGGAGGCUGAGAUGGAAGAGAGUGGGAGAAGUGCAACUCCUGUUAAUUCUGAGCAGCCAGAUGUGGUUUUGGUUGCUGCUGUGCAAACUGUUGAAGAACAGGUGGUGAAGGAGGAGGCCGAGCCCCAGCAGGAUGCUGGGGAACCAUUGGUAGAACAGGACACUGAAAAGCAAGAGCUUAAAAAGAUGAUUGAUGCAUUAACUGAGAAGCUGGAGAAGAGGGAAAUUCAGUUAUUAAGCACCAGCAAAGAGAGGGCUCGCUUGGAGGAAGCUUAUGAUAACCUCAAAGAUGAAAUGUUUAGAAUGAAAGAAGAGAGCAGCAGCCUUUCAUCUCUUAAAGAGGAGUUUGCUCAGCGAAUUGCAGAUGCUGAAAAGAAACUCCAACUAGCCUGCAAAGAGAGAGAUGCAGCUAAAAAGGAAGUAAAGACUGUUAAAGAGGAAUUGGCUACUAGACUUAAUACCAAUGAAACUGCUGAAUUAUUGAAAGAAAAAGAAGAGCAAAUCAAAGGAUUAAUGGAGGAAGGAGAAAAACUUUCCAAACAGCAGCUGCAGAAUUCCAACAUUAUUAAGAAAUUAAGAGCCAAAGAGAAAGAGAGAGAAAAUGUUAACACAAAACAGAGCAAGAAGAUUAAGGAAUUGGAAGAGGAGUUGCAGCAUUUAAAACAGGUGCUUGAUGGCAAGGAGGACCUUGAGAAGCAGCAUCGAGACAGCAUUAAACAGCUGAACAGUGUUGUGGAGAGGCAAGAAAAGGACCUUACUAAACUUCAGGCACAAGUGGAAGAACUUGAAGAAAGAAACAGGAGUGUGCAGGCAGCACUCGACAGUGCCUACAAGGAACUUGCAGAUCUUCAUAAAGCUAAUGCCACAAAGGACAGUGAGGCUCAGGAAGCAGCCCUGAGUCGGGAGAUGAAGGCCAAGGAGGAGCUUGGGUUAGCACUGGAAAAGGCCCAGGAGGAGGCUCGGCAGCAGCAGGAAGCUUUGGCAAUCCAGGUGGCAGACCUGAGGCUGGCACUGCAACGUGCAGAGCAGCAGGCAGCAAGAAAAGAAGAUUAUUUACGGCAGGAAAUUGGUGAACUACAACAGAGACUCCAGGAAGCAGAGAGCAGGAACCAAGAGCUGAGCCAGAGUGUGACCUCUGCCACACGGCCCCUGCUGAGGCAGAUUGAGAACCUGCAGGCCACGCUGGGAGCCCAGACCUCUGCUUGGGAGAAACUGGAGAAGAACCUUUCUGACAGGCUGGGGGAGUCCCAAACUCUUCUAGCAGCCUCUGCUGAGAGAGAACGGGCUGCUACAGAGGAACUUCUUGCUAACAAAAUUCAGAUGUCUUCUUCUGAAUCUCAAAAUAGUCUUUUAAGGCAAGAAAAUACCCGUCUUCAGGCUCAGCUGGAAGUGGAGAGAAACAAAUUAAAGAAAAUGGAAAAUGAGAACAGCAGGUAUGAGGUUGAACUAGAAGGGCUCAAGGAUGAGUAUGCAAAAACCUUGGAAGAUGCAAAGAAAGAAAAGGCACUACUGGCUACUCAGUUAGAAAUGGAGAAGAUGAAGGUUGAACAGGAGAGGAAGAAGGCUGUUCUUGUCCAAGAAGCAGCAAAGGAGAAGGACCGGAAGUCCUUCACAGUUGAAACUGUAUCAAGUACACCGUCAAUGUCCCGCUCCAGUUCCAUAAGUGGGGUGGACAUGGCAGGUCUUCAGACCUCUUUCCUCUCCCAGGAUGAUCCUCAUGAUCACUCGUUUGGACCAAUAACUACCAGUGGCAGCAAUCUCUAUGAUGCAAUAAGGAUGGGAUCAGGUUCAAGUGUAAUUGAAAACCUUCAGUCACAGCUAAAACUAAGAGAAGGAGAGAUUUCACAUCUACAGCUGGAAAUUGGAAACCUGGAGAAAACUCGAUCAAUAAUGGCAGAAGAGCUCGUUAAAUUAACAAAUCAAAAUGAUGAACUUGAAGAAAAAGUGAAGGAAAUACCCAAAUUACGCACACAGUUAAAGGACUUGGAUCAGAGGUACAACACCAUUCUCCAGAUGUAUGGGGAGAAGGCAGAGGAGGCUGAGGAGCUCCGGCUGGAUCUGGAAGAUGUGAAAAACAUGUACAAGACUCAGAUAGAUGAACUAUUAAAACAGAGACAAAAUUAAUUCCUGGUGGAGCUGUUAGCAUUGUAUGGUGACAGACUGUAAAGAGAACUGUUUUUGUAAAUGCUGAAUUUAAAUGUCCUGUAAAAAUCCCCUGUAUUAUAGAAAAUGUGACUAUAUAAUAGAGUUCAUAUGUUGACAGAAGAAUCAAUGCUUUAAGUGUCCUGUUCUGUCUGCAGUUAAAUUAUUUGUGCAAUAUUUAAUUUUUUUUCUUCAGUCAUCCCUUUAUUUAAGUUUUUGCUAAAUGGUGGGCCAUUUUACAUAAAAAGCAGAAAUUUUGAUUGUUAAUUUGUGAGAGAGCACUGGAAGGCAUGAGUAGUACUAAAGCAGCCCUUGAUUCAUAAUCUCUGUAAACCUGUGAAAAUCACUUUAGAAGUCUGUCUCAGGUGUUCAUAUGAGUUUUUCUAAAAUCUCAUCAGGUAAUUUUUAAUAACUAAGUAGCAGGGACUUCUGUCUGAAGCAUACCUGGUGGAUAUUUUUAUGACAGGAAAAUCUUAAAUUUGUGCUUACAACAUCUGAACAUGUCAGGGUGAUUAUUCUUAGACAAAUCAGAUUAGUCUGACUUCUUUACACUAAGUCCUCUAAAGCAGAGUGUGAGACUCAGAUGAGACCUCAAAUUACAGCUUCAUCUUGUAUAUUGCUUGAGUAGUCUGGAGACAGCAGCUCUGCUUGUAAUGAUAAAUGUGUUCAACUUUUAACACCAGAAAUCUCAGCUAUUAAAUAUCUGUUCUAGA